This is a messenger RNA of Nerophis ophidion (straightnose pipefish), 3550 nucleotides long. RefSeq names its product zinc finger protein OZF-like. The coding region runs from base 244 to 1722 and encodes 492 amino acids. The transcript has 3 exons. Gene Ontology annotation, biological process: regulation of transcription by RNA polymerase II. Gene Ontology annotation, molecular function: DNA-binding transcription factor activity; RNA polymerase II cis-regulatory region sequence-specific DNA binding. NCBI's taxonomy places the organism in Eukaryota, Metazoa, Chordata, Actinopteri, Syngnathiformes, Syngnathidae. The record is from RefSeq and is a predicted model, not a curated record.
AGCCGGACACCUAUGGUGGAGGACACUUCCUCUUCCUGGCCGGACUGAUGUCGGAAGAAGAAAGAAGAGCUAUGGUGUCUCAUUCCUGUCUUUAAUGUUUACCAGAGAGAUACAACAAUCAUCAUUUAUACAGACUGUCAGACACAAUCACCAAAGACCUGCUCAGUUGGGACACAACUUUCCAUGAAGACUCUCCAAUCACAUGUCCAGAAGUAAAGACAUCAGCGAGCGUGGACCUCAAGUAUGGAGCAGGAUGAGCCCCUGCCCCUCCAUAUUAAAGAAGAAGAGGAGGAGCCCCCGCAAAUUAAAUGGGAAGAGGAGGGGCCCAAGCAGCCCCAUAUUAAAGAGGAAGAUGGGGAGCCACACUCCACCAACAUUAAAGUGGAAGAUGAGGAGCCACACUCCACCAACAUUAAAGUGGAAGAUGAGGAGCCACAGCCCCUUGCAUUAAAGACAAUGAAGCGUCAUAGCUUUGUUCACGUUAAAGUGGAAGAGGAGGAACACAACAUCAGUCAGGAGGGACUGGAGGAGGUUGAUGUCACCGAGAUGCCAGCGAUUGUGAAGGGUGAAGAUGAUGAGGUCAAAGGUGAAAGUGAGGAAAAGAGAGGGGCGGAGCCUCCGAGCAGCGGCUCAACUCCACACAUGACAACAGAAGCUGAUGGAGACCACUGUGGAGGAUCAGAAGCAGAGAAGAUCUUAGCUCCACUCUCUGAUAAUGACGACACAACGCCACUCUCUUCUGAUUCUGAAGACUCCAAAGCCGAUAGGACACUUCACGCCGACAACACCCGCCUGAAAUGUUCCCACUGCGAGAAAACCUACAAUUACUGUAGUCAUCUAAAAAGACACAUGAGGAGACACACUGGAGAAAAACCUUUUUCCUGUUCCACCUGUGGAAAAAAUUUCACUCAGAAACACAAUUUGAAAACACACACGCGGACACACACGGCAGAAAAACCUUUUCCGUGCUCAAAAUGCGGCAAGGUUUUUGCGCACAAUUGCAUGCUGAAGGAACACAUGAGAACACACACCGGAGAAAAACCCUUUUCCUGUUCAAUCUGCGGUCAAGAUUUUACUCGCAGGCAAUAUUUGAUCGUACACAUGAGAAGACACAGUGGAGAAAAACCCUUUCCCUGCUCGGUUUGCGGUAAAUGUUUUACACAAAAUAACGAUUUGAAAAUACACGUGAGAAUGCACACGGGAGAAAAACCUAUUACUUGUUCCGUAUGCGGUAAAGGUUUUACACGGACUAACUAUCUAAAGGUACACAUGUUACUACACACUGGAGAAAAACCUUGUUCUUGUUCAAUAUGCGGUAAAGGUUUUCCGCGUACUUGCGAUUUAAAAACACACAUGCGAAUGCACACCGGAGAAAAACCUUUUUCCUGUUCGAUCUGCAGUCAAGGCUUUUCCCGAUGGAGCGAUAUGAAAAUACACAUGAGAAUACACACAGGCGAAAAGACCUUUUCUUGUUCAGUCUGUGGUAAAGGGUUUACACGGAUCCGCGAUUUUAAAAUACACAUGAUAACGCACUCUAGUGAAAAACCGUAUCACUGUAUAAACUGCAAGAAAAGCUUUUGUCAAGAAAGAACACUUGUACUACACAUGAGAAUACACACAGGACAGAAAGUGUUGAGUUGUAGUGUGUGUGGGGAAAGGUUCUCUUAUAAGUACCAGUGUAAGAAACACAAGUGUGAUGCUGAGAAAAGCAGCAGCAAAUGAAGCUGAAGGAUUUGAAAAAAUCAGUAAAAUCUGUAGCUUUGAUUUAACAACAUCAGCAUAUAUGAACUGUGUGACAUCAUCGUUGUGUGUAACACAAUCUUGUUAAUAUGAUUCGUACAUUUUUAGAUUGGUGCUUUUUUUAGUCAAGUACUUGUAUUAAUAUACACUGGAUACUUUUAUUUAAAAAUGAACAGAAAAAAUUGAUCCAGUAAGCAUUUUAUAUCUAUAUAGAUAUUCUAUAUAUUUCUAUAUAAUCUCAUUUCCUACUGAAAUGAAAUUUUCUUAUUUAAACAUAGCAGGUCCAUUCUAUGUGUCAUACUUGAUCAUUUCGCGUUAUUGCCAUAUUUUUGCUGAAAGGAUUUAGUAGAGAAAAUCGACAAUAAAGUUCGCAACUUUUGGUCGCUAAUAAAAAAGCCUUGCCUGUACCGGAAGUAGUGACGUCACGGGUUGUGGAGCUCCUCACAUCUGAACAUUGUUUAUAAUCAUGGCCACCAGCAGCUAGAGCGAUUCGAACCGAGAAAGCAACGAUUUCCAAAUUUUUUUCAAUACAUCGCUUCCCACCUACAUCUUUCUUCUUUGACGUCUCCAUUAUUAAUUGAACAAAUUGCAAAAGAUUCAGCAACACAGAUGUCCAGAAUACUGUGUAGUUAUGCGAUUAAAGCAGACUACUUAUAGCUGGGAUCGGGGCUGGAACAACAUGUCCGCUACAACCCGUGACGUCAUCAUACGCGUCAUCAUACCGCGACGUUUUCAACAGGAUACUUCGCGCAAAAUUUGAAAUUGCAAUUUAGUAAACUAAAAAGGCCGUAUUGGCAUGUGUUGCAAUGUUAAUAUUUCAUCAUUGAUAUAUAAACUAUCAGACUGCGUGGUCGCUAGUAGUGGAUUUUAGUAGGCUUUGAAAAAUUAACAGAAAAAUUUGAUUCAAUAAGCAUUUUAUGUCCGUACAGAAUUGGAAAAAACAAGUAUGAAGAAAGAAUGAAAGAAAAUGUAUAAAUAUCUCUUGCCAUGCCUCCAUGGUUUGAUUUCAAAGUUUGCGGGAUUCAAGCUGGUCCCAAAUACACAAAAACAGGCACCAAUAGCUAAGAAAAGUUGGUUUUACAUUUUAGGUCCCCUUUAAGACAAUAAGGAUUUUUAUGGUGUGUGAUGAGGUGGCAACUUGUCCAGGGUGUACACCGCCUUCCGCCUGAAUGCAGCUGAUAUAGGCACCAUCACACCCAGCGACCCCCCAAAGGAAAAGCGGUACAAGAUGGAUGGAUUUACUCAUAGUGUUUUAUAUCGAUUUUUAAUAUAUAGGAAAUGUUACAUAUUUUAAUUUUGUUAUUGUACACAUUUCCAUAGAUGAACUCCUCUAUGCGAUUAACAAAUUUGUUUAACAUGCGUUCAUAUCUUUGCUUUUGAGUUCACCUAAAUCCCUCUUAGUUCAUGUGUGAAACAUCUUCUGGACCGCUUCUGGAAGCAUAUUUAUAUUUUUACUUCACACGUCAUUUGAGCAGUUGUUUUAUACACGAUCAUUAACCUCCGAGGACAAAGCUAGGCUUUUCUGCUCCGCCGCUCCCAGUCUGUGGAACGCUCUCCCUGACCACCUGAGGGCACCACAGACUGUGAAUGCUUUUAAAAAAGACUUAAAAACCCUUCUUUUUAAAAAAAAAAAAAAAAACACCUUUUUUUUUUUAGAUAUAUGCAUAUUAGUUCUAGCUAUUAGGCUGUUCUACAUUUUAUUUUUAUUUUAUUUUUAUUACCUUUUUAUUUAUUUUUUUAUUACAUUGAGCACUUUGGGGUUUUUUGCGUAAUGUAAAGUGCUUUUUACAAAUAAAAUCUAUUAUUAUUA